Messenger RNA from Aphidius gifuensis, 979 nucleotides. It is a transcript of the gene c12.1, whose product is annotated as protein CWC15 homolog B. The record is from RefSeq and is a predicted model, not a curated record. Bases 111 to 779 code for a protein of 222 amino acids. Gene Ontology annotation, biological process: mRNA cis splicing, via spliceosome. Gene Ontology annotation, cellular component: catalytic step 2 spliceosome. NCBI's taxonomy places the organism in Eukaryota, Metazoa, Arthropoda, Insecta, Hymenoptera, Braconidae. The transcript is spliced from 3 exons. Gene Ontology annotation, molecular function: RNA binding.
AUAUAUCAUCCAUCUGAACUGUCAAUAAUCACAUACGACUUUGCUCGUCAAUCAUUUGAUAAUAUUUAUAAAUAAAAUAACUAAUAACAUUAUUAAAUAAUUAAAAUAAUAUGUCAACUGCAGCAAGACCAACUUAUGAUACGGCUCGUGGUGGCCAAGGUCGUGGAGAAAAAGAUUUAAGUGCAAUCUCAAAACAAUACAGUAGUCGAGAUUUGCCAUCACACACAAAGCUCAAAUACAGAGAACAUGGACAAGGUACAAUUGAAGAAUUACGAAACCGUGAUUUUCGUAAAGAGCUUGAAGAGCGUGAACGUGAAAAAGAUAAAACAAAUAAUAGACGUAUGAUUGAACCAGCACCAGCAUCAAAUCCAAAACGUCAAAAAAGUGAUCAAGCUCCAGCUGCUAGUCUUGAUGCAGAUGAUCCUUUGGAUGAUGAUGAUUCCGAUUCUGAUAGUGAUGAUGAAGAUGAUACUGCAUCUUUACUUGCUGAAUUACAAAAAAUAAAAAAAGAACGUGCUGUUGAACAAGCAAAAAAGGAGAAUGAAAAACGUGAAGAAGAAGAAAGAAUCAGAACAGAAAAUAUUCUAUCUGGUAAUCCUCUGUUAACUUAUGCAGCUCAACCAGCAAGAGCUGACAUGAAAGUUCGUCGACGUUGGGAUGACGAUGUUGUGUUUAAAAAUUGUGCAAGAUCAGAGCCAAAAAAGAGACAUGAUGUCUUUAUUAAUGACAGCUUGAGAAGUGAAUUUCACAGAAAAUUCAUGGAAAAAUACGUUAAGUAAAUUUAUAAUUAAAUUAAUUGAAUAUAAAUUUAUCAAACAUUAUCGUUAUUCUUCACUACAACUUAAGAUUCAAUUAAAUUAUCAAUUUUUUUUAUUUUAAAUUCAUUUUCUACUAUGUUUUUUUCGUAUAAUAAUAUUGUAAAUAUUUCCUAAGUAAUUUACUGAAUAAAUAAUAUCUAAUUAUCAUUAAUAAUUAACUU